AUGUGGGUGUUAUCCCCCACCUCCACCUGCUGCCCACCCACUGUGCGCCCAUCCAGAGGUCCUGGACCAUCUACCAUCAGUGCUGCCUUGGGCCGUGCAGUGACGCAUGUGGCAUGGUCCUCAACAACAUUUACAGAUUAUUUGAUAUUCUCUGCUUUACACGACAACUCUUUAAUAUAUCUGACUUUCCUUCAGGCUGAGUUUGAGGAUGUUUUCGGCGAGCCCGAGGGAGUCCGCUCCAUUGACUGCGUUUGGAAGCUGGCCUUCACCUGCUUUAAUCUAUGCAAGGGCCUCUGCUACAAGAUCGCAACCCUCUUAACGGGCAUCUGUAUCGCCAUAGAGCUGGGGUGCACGUUCGCCCAGGUAGCGUACACGCACGUGUGGUUCGUGACCCCGUGCAUGAAGCUGUGCGAAAUCAACUGUGUCCCGUGGAGGAAAUGUUUCUUCAUCUGUAUCGACUGCUGUCUCGGCCCGCUCUGCGAAUCAUGCGGCCUUAUGCUCAGCAAAAUCAAGAUCAGCAAAGCCUAGACGGAGAACUGCAACCUGGGUUCAGAAUUGCAUUGACUUCCAACCGUAUUUUGUCAGUGUGCCAAUUGACUUGAAUGUCUAUGUGAUUCACGUGUAUUUUAUUGUUUUCGUAUCUAACUUUUAUGUAACUCAAUAUAAAAAUGUGUACCGUUUUAAAUAAAAAAAAACUCUUUGCCUAGCCAUGCUUUAGAUAACAAACUCGAUUGUAUACAAUUUUGUAUUUCGCUUCAGUAAUAAGGUCUAUGUUUUAAGAUACUUUAGACAUACAUGUAACUCGGAGGUCAAUACUCAAGAUAUUGUGGAUAAUGUUUACGAACGCGCUUUAUGUUACCCUGAAGUUGCCAAAAUAAAUGAUUUAAAGAAA
Mya arenaria is the source of this 892-nucleotide messenger RNA. Its product is annotated as caveolin-3-like. The transcript has 2 exons. Gene Ontology annotation, biological process: caveola assembly. Gene Ontology annotation, cellular component: caveola. The record is from RefSeq and is a predicted model, not a curated record. Gene Ontology annotation, molecular function: molecular adaptor activity. NCBI's taxonomy places the organism in Eukaryota, Metazoa, Mollusca, Bivalvia, Myida, Myidae. The coding region runs from base 1 to 528 and encodes 175 amino acids.